Messenger RNA from Homo sapiens (human), 2416 nucleotides. RefSeq names its product BAR/IMD domain containing adaptor protein 2 like 2 (gene BAIAP2L2). The transcript is spliced from 14 exons. Lineage: Eukaryota; Metazoa; Chordata; Mammalia; Primates; Hominidae. The record is from RefSeq and is a predicted model, not a curated record. Bases 484 to 2016 code for a protein of 510 amino acids. Gene Ontology annotation, cellular component: cytoplasmic vesicle membrane; anchoring junction; plasma membrane. Gene Ontology annotation, molecular function: phospholipid binding. Gene Ontology annotation, biological process: membrane organization; plasma membrane organization.
CAGCUCAUUCAAGGUCACGGAGGGAGGAAGAGGUGCUGCUGGGAUUUGAACCGAGACCCAAGUCCAAGUCCAGGCCCAAGUCCAGGCCCGUCUUCACCAUCCGGGGAGCUCUCUGCCCGGCCCCAGCCCGAGGAGGCCCACACUAAUCCAGCCACAGCCUUGCCCAUGGGGGGCUGUUCUCGGAGGAGGGCGAGAGCUGCCCUUGCCCCGGGGGUGACUGUUGGCAGCCCCAGGCGUGUAGCCCGGCAAGGCCUGGACACAGGGCAGGGCUGAGCCGUGCCCAGUGGGGACCACAGCAGGCGGGCCAGCUUCUGCCCAGCGGGAGGAGGAGAACCUUCCAGGUGCACCAUCUCGGGAGGCACCUCGGUCCCGCCAGAGCAGACGUAAGCGGGAGCUGGCUGUGAGGGGACCACAGCUUAGAACAGGACCCCAAAAGAUGGGCUCUGAGGUCCCUGCAGCCAAGAGCCAGGAUUCUGGAGCAUCAUGGAGCAGUUUAACCCCGCCCUGGAGAACCUGGUGUACCUGGGCAACAACUACCUGCGUGCCUUCCACGCUCUGUCCGAGGCGGCCGAGGUCUACUUCAGUGCCAUCCAGAAGAUUGGGGAGCGUGCCCUGCAGAGCCCCACCUCACAGAUUCUGGGGGAGAUCUUGGUGCAGAUGUCUGACACCCAGCGGCACUUGAACUCUGACCUGGAGGUGGUGGUGCAGACAUUCCAUGGAGGCCUGCUGCAGCACAUGGAGAAGAACACCAAGCUGGACAUGCAGUUCAUCAAAGACAGCCGCCAGCACUAUGAGCUCGAGUACCGCCACCGAGCGGCCAACCUGGAGAAGUGCAUGUCUGAGCUGUGGCGCAUGGAGCGCAAGAGAGACAAGAACGUGCGGGAGAUGAAGGAGAGUGUGAACCGGCUGCACGCACAGAUGCAGGCCUUCGUGUCUGAGAGUCAGCGGGCGGCUGAAUUGGAAGAGAAGCGGCGCUAUCGCUUCCUAGCAGAGAAGCACCUGCUACUUUCCAACACCUUCCUGCAGUUCUUCGGCCGGGCCCGGGGGAUGCUCCAGAACCGCGUGCUGCUGUGGAAGGAGCAGUCUGAGGCCAGCCGCAGCCCGUCGCGCGCCCACUCCCCCGGCCUGCUGGGCCCCGCGCUGGGGCCGCCCUACCCCUCGGGCCGCCUGACGCCCACCUGCCUGGACAUGCCCCCGAGGCCCCUGGGAGAGUUCAGCUCCCCCCGCAGCCGGCACGGCUCCGGCUCCUACGGCACCGAGCCCGACGCGAGGCCCGCGUCCCAGCUAGAGCCAGACCGUCGCUCCCUGCCCCGCACGCCGUCGGCCUCCUCGCUCUACAGCGGCAGCGCCCAAAGCUCGCGCUCCAACUCCUUUGGCGAGCGCCCGGGCGGCGGCGGGGGCGCCAGGAGAGUCCGCGCCCUGGUCUCCCACUCGGAGGGCGCCAACCACACGCUGCUGCGCUUCUCCGCUGGGGACGUGGUGGAGGUGUUGGUGCCCGAGGCCCAGAACGGCUGGCUCUACGGCAAGCUGGAGGGCUCGUCCGCGAGCGGUUGGUUCCCCGAGGCGUACGUGAAGGCUCUGGAGGAGGGGCCCGUGAAUCCCAUGACCCCCGUGACCCCCAUGACCUCCAUGACCUCCAUGUCCCCCAUGACACCCAUGAACCCCGGGAACGAGCUGCCUUCCAGGUCCUACCCACUCCGGGGCAGCCACAGCCUCGAUGACCUCCUGGACCGGCCGGGCAACUCCAUAGCACCCUCGGAGUACUGGGAUGGCCAGUCCCGCUCCCGCACCCCAAGCCGGGUGCCAAGCCGUGCCCCCAGCCCUGCACCUCCACCCUUGCCCAGCAGCCGCCGCAGCAGCAUGGGCAGCACAGCAGUUGCCACUGACGUCAAGAAACUGAUGUCCUCAGAGCAGUACCCACCACAGGAGCUCUUCCCGAGGGGCACAAAUCCUUUUGCCACUGUCAAGCUUCGUCCCACCAUCACCAAUGACCGCUCAGCACCCCUCAUCCGCUGAGGCGGGGUCCGAGGUCGUACCCCACAGUGCACCUGCCCAGGGGCUGUUCAGAGCUGGCAAUGGCAGCGACAGCAGCAACAGCAGCAGAUCCAAGAAGCGGGUCCCUGAGACGGGGGGUGGCUGCCCUCCCCAGACCACCCCGGCAGCCUGAGCAGCUCCAAAGCACUGGCUUGGGGUCCGAGACCUUCAAAGUAAAGCAGGCGGAAUGGGGGGACAGGACAAUUUCUCCCCCUCCAGGGGCUCCAGGACUCUCCCUGGGGGGCCCACCUCUUGCCCCCUAACCUCUUUCCCCCUUUUCUGCCCCCGUGGGGAGGAGCCCCUUGUACCUGCUCCGUGCCCAACACAUGCCCUCUCUGUACAUCUUUUGUAAAUGAUGAGAAAUAAAGGAAGUGGACGCAAA